CGACAACUGUCAGUCUUAGCCGAACAAGCAACGAGUAAGGGUAUAAACGAAUUUCUAAAAGCGAACUCUAAGAGAGUAUAACAAGACGAUCAUAUAAAAUAAAAAAGAAAGAAGAAGAAGAAAAAGAAAUUAUUAUUCUUUGUUCGACAAAGAAGAAGUAAGAAGAAAUAUUUAAAAAAGAAAAUGUCUCUGCUACCACUUAUUUUCUCCGACUGGUGGGAGGAUUUGGAAAGACCACAUCAUCUGAUGGAUCAAAACUUUGGCUUGGGAUUGAAUCCCGAACAACUUUUGACUAUUCCAAACAGAAUGGAUAUCCUAAGACAAAGGGAAAGAUUUCCAAUGAGUUAUUAUCGUCCAUGGGCUGAAUUAAUUCGUCAAAAGGAUAGCGGUACCUCGACUGUUAACGCUGAUAAGGACAAGUUUCAAGUUGUCCUGGACGUUCAACAAUUUCAACCGAACGAACUCGACGUUAAGGUUACUGAUAAAUUUGUCGUUGUUACGGCUAAACACGAGGAGAAACGUGACGAACAUGGAUGGAUCUCAAGACAAUUUGUUCGUAAAUAUAUAAUACCUGAACAGUGUGAUAUCGAUCAGGUUACAUCGAAAUUAUCUUCCGAUGGUGUACUGACGAUUAUUGCACCGAGAAAGGAAGUACCCAAAAUUGAGAACGAGAGAACGAUUAAGAUCGAACAUACUGGAAGACCUGCUAUGCAGACUAAAUCUCAGAAACAACCAGAAAGACAAGAACAACAACAACAACAAGAAACCAACGAGGAAGAAAAGAAAUAAGACGAAAAAUGUUUCUUCUUCUUUUUUUUUUAAAAAAAAAAAAAAAAGAAACGAGACAACAUUGAACUAAUCUUCAAGUUUUAUUUCUAUUUUUUUUUAAUCGUACUCUUUCUUUUUCGCAUUAAUAGUUCCUCAUUAUUAUUAGUAUUAGAAUAAUACAUUAUACGAUUCUCUUAAAUUGUUAAUUUUAAAUAUUAUUAAUAUUAGCAACCAUUGAUCGAAUAUUUAUUUAUAUGUAUAAUUGAAAAACGACAAACAAAUAUGCGUGUUUUCAUUAUAUACUUUUUCGUACUUAAAAAUAUAUAAUAAGCUAUCUUUUCUUUUUUUUUUUAUAAUUUAAUAAAUACAAACAUAUUAUCGUAUAA
Molecule: messenger RNA, 1154 nt
Organism: Vespa crabro (European hornet)
Lineage: Eukaryota; Metazoa; Arthropoda; Insecta; Hymenoptera; Vespidae
Product: protein lethal(2)essential for life-like
Exons: 1
Coding region: 184-789 (201 amino acids)
Biological process (GO): protein refolding; response to heat
Molecular function (GO): protein folding chaperone
Source: RefSeq, a predicted model, not a curated record